CAUGAUCGGAUCCCCCACCCUCAAUAAUCCACUCAAACGAGCAACGACUCCCUUUCUCUCUCUCCACCUCUAUUGCUCCGCACUGCGCCCAGUGAAUUGCAUCAGCUGCUAACCCUCUUCAUCUUCCUCUUUCUCUCUCCUUUCAUCGGAGACAAAAUGCAGUCGAUUUCCAGGCGAUUGUCCCACCAAUCUUUCAAGACUUCUCCUUCAAUUUCAUCUCUCAAGUCUCUUUACCCUCUUUCUGAUCCUCGUUAUGGUGCUGAUCAAUCGAGGUAUGGAUCUACUGUCGCCACUAAAGGUGGUGGGCCCCUAGUUAGAAAGGGAACUGGUGGAAGAUCAUCUGUUAGUGGCAUUGUUGCAACAGUUUUUGGAUCAACUGGGUUUCUAGGACGUUACCUUGUACAGCAACUUGCUAAAAUGGGGAGUCAAGUUUUGGUUCCUUUUCGAGGUUCUGAGGAUUCCCCUCGUCAUCUCAAAUUGAUGGGUGAUCUUGGGCAGAUUGUACCUAUGAAGUAUGAUCCAAGAGAUGAAAGCUCAAUCAAAGCAGUGAUGGCAAAGGCCAAUGUUGUGAUCAAUCUUAUUGGGAGGGAAUAUGAAACAAGAAAUUACAGCUUUGAGGAGGUCAAUCAACACAUGGCUGAACAGCUUGCUCAGAUUGCUAAGGAACAUGGUGGCAUUACGAGAUUUAUUCAAGUUUCUUGCCUUGGGGCAUCUCCAACUUCAGAAUCCAGGAUGCUUAAAGCUAAGGCUGCAGCAGAGGAAGCUGUUUUGAGAGAACUGCCAGGAGCUACUAUAUUGAGGCCUGCUACUAUGAUUGGUACUGAGGAUCGGAUUCUUAAUACCUGGGCACAGUUUGUGAAGAAGUAUAGCUUUCUUCCCCUUAUUGGGGAUGGAUCAAAUAAAAUACAACCUGUUUAUGUGAUCGAUGUUGCCGGUGCAAUUGUUGCAUCUUUGAAAGAUGAUGGCUCUAGCAUGGGAAACACUUACGAACUUGGAGGGCCAGAUGUCUAUACAGUGCAUGAAUUGGCAGAACUUAUGUUUGAAACGAUUCGUGAAUGGCCCCGGUAUGUGAAAAUUCCUGUGCCAAUUGCAAAGGCCAUUUCCUCUCCUCGAGAUCUCUUGAUCAACAAAGUUCCAUUUCCCUUACCAUCUCCAGCAAUAUUCAAUCUGGAUCAGAUCCAUGCCCAAUCUGGAGAUACAGUUGUAUCAGAUAAGGCUUUAACGUUUGCGGAUCUUGAUAUUGCCCCACACAAGCUCAGAGGAUAUCCUGUUGAGUAUCUGGCAUGUUACCGGAAGGGUGGGCCACAAUUUGGGUCUACAAUCAGUGAAAAAGUUACUCCUGAGCCUUGGCAAUAAUAUUUCUGAUCAAGUUCAUUAAUCUUGCUGGAAGUUCUUGUUCCUACUGGUAUCUUUGUAAUAGGUCUAAUCAAGGUUGAAAUGCCUGCUGUCAAGAAACAAAGAAGAAAUAAUAAACAUGAUUAUUCUGUCAUUCAGGGUUGUAUAAUCUUGAGAAAUGUUCUCAUCAUCUGUAUUUUUUGAAGCCUUUGCUAGUUUGAAUUGCUGAGGCUGAUUUAUAUCGGGUGAACAGUUUUGUCUUUUAAUUCAGAAUAUCCUGUGCCCGAUGUUCUCUCCGCUUUACAUUGUCCUUGUUCUUUACCUUUUAUUUUGGAGUGUUCGACACUAUAACAAAUGGUAGCUUUUGGUUGAAAAACUCACUGGAUUUGUGGUCGCUUGUACAUGCAACUCCUACUGUAUGUGACUCAGAUCUGGGAACUCAUUAGAUGUCCAUGCUUCUGAUCCAAUAUGAAGAGUCCUGUUCCAUACCUAUAUCGGAGUGUUCAGGUUCCAUCACGGCCUUCAUGGGUACUUGAGCAGUUGACCAUAGUGAAGAGAACCAGCUUUGCCCUAAAUAAAGCCUUUGUACGAAAUGAAUAAUAGUCUUGUGGCUAGUAAAAUUCUUUUCUUCUCUUGUUUGUGUAA
Molecule: messenger RNA, 1980 nt
Organism: Chenopodium quinoa (quinoa)
Lineage: Eukaryota; Viridiplantae; Streptophyta; Magnoliopsida; Caryophyllales; Amaranthaceae
Product: NADH dehydrogenase [ubiquinone] 1 alpha subcomplex subunit 9, mitochondrial-like
Exons: 13
Coding region: 157-1356 (399 amino acids)
Cellular component (GO): mitochondrion
Molecular function (GO): protein-containing complex binding
Source: RefSeq, a predicted model, not a curated record